GGCACACACCGCAGUCCAGCCCGAUUAAAGCCCUUCAGCGCGCGAUGAACUCUUGGAAUCCGCAAAGCGGCUUGGCGCCCACGCCGCAGUCCUUGAUCGCAGCGCAGCCCGCGGAGUACUCCCAGGUGGUAAGACGAGAGGACCUGGGCGUGCUGCCCUCCAAGGUCUCCGUGCACCACGGCGUCGCCGCGACCAGCUUCCAGGCGCCGGCGCCGAGCCACGCGGUCACCGCCCAGGCGUCCGAGCCGAAGAUGGGCGCGCCGGAUGCCCACCGGCUCUACGGCUACGGCCAGCGGCAGGUGGCCUUUUCAGAGGUGCCCACGCGGACCGAGCACCCAAAUCGAGGUGUCCACCUGGCCCACGAAUACCUGGGCCUGCCUCAGCAGCCGGGCCAUCAGAUUGUCCACAGCGACGAGGGGAUUCAGAACAGCCACUGGCAGAACACGGGGCCCUUCCUUCGGAUCCAUGACGGCAACUACUGGAGCUACCAGGACCGCGGCGAAGCCCUGCAGGGCGCGGAUUGGCGCCAGGCCGUGGACGUGCUGGGCAUGGCGGACGCGCGAGGGAUACCCGUCGCCCGGCGCCGUCAGCCGGACUUCCAUCGCUUGUAUCAACUUCGCAACUCCUGAGCCAGCGGUUUGCCUUUCAGAAUGGUUGUGGAAGCUGGUUGACCUCCACCCUCCAGCGCCCUGUUGGCC
Effrenium voratum is the source of this 698-nucleotide messenger RNA. Lineage: Eukaryota; Dinophyceae; Suessiales; Symbiodiniaceae. The record is from the annotation of a GenBank genome assembly.